Messenger RNA from Ipomoea nil (Japanese morning glory), 951 nucleotides. RefSeq lists its product as uncharacterized. NCBI's taxonomy places the organism in Eukaryota, Viridiplantae, Streptophyta, Magnoliopsida, Solanales, Convolvulaceae. Bases 1 to 951 code for a protein of 316 amino acids. The record is from RefSeq and is a predicted model, not a curated record. The transcript has a single exon.
AUGGACAGAGCAGCCAGGUAUGCUGACGCUGAGGCUGCCAAAAAGAGGAAGAAGGAGCAGGAGGAAGGGAGAGGUCGGAAGGAUAAAGCACCUCUGGAGGAGUGCAAGGCGCCACAGCCACACCGACAUGAAUAUGCCAAGGGCCCCAGGUUGAACCCCACACGCUAUCUCACCCCGUUGACACAACCUGUGGGUACCAUCCUGGCGCACGCGGAGGGCCAGGGGAUCGUGAUGUUCCUGAAGGAGGAGUGCAUGAAGAUAUCAUCGAGGGGGGACCCCAACAAGUAUUGCAGGUUCCACCGGCAGAAGGGACACGAUACGGACGAAUGCAUCCUCCUGAAGAGGCAAAUCGAGGAGCUCAUCCAAAUGGGCUACCUCGGUCAAUUCAUUAAGAAGCCCGGCCAGGCGCAGGGCCAAAAGAAAGGAAAUGUCUGGAGGAAGGGGGGGUGGUCAGGCCCUCGGCACCUCGUAAGAGGGACCACGACCACGGCUCCGAGGAGGAGGAAAAGACGACGGAGGACUCCCAGCCCCCGAAGAAGCGUGUCAUUUACGUUAUCUUUGGGGGGGCCCGAGGGAGGGGACUCACCAGUCGAGCGGAAGAGGUGGGCAAGAAGCUUCUAUGUGGGGGAGGUCACACGAGCGCCGCAUGAGAAGAAACCAAAGAGGGAACCCAUCACUUUUACUGACGCCGACCUACCGGAUGGGCCCCUCCCCCACCGAGACGCCUUGGUGGUCAAGCUGGACAUCAACAACGUGGUGGUGCACCGGGUGCUCGUGGACACGGGUAGCUCGGUGAACGUCAUGUAUUACGACACAUUCACCCAGCUGGGACUCUCAAGAAACCAGCUGGAGCAGGUACGGACCCCCCCUAUCAGGGUUCACGGGAGAUUCAAUUCAGACGUAGGGGUCGAUCAAUCUGGAGGUAGAGAUAGGCGCCCCACCUCAUACUAA